AUGAUUCGUGCACCAGCCGUUAAUAUUUCUCGUCCUUUGGUUACUUUGAAAAAGCCUAUUAAACAUGUCUUCGUCAUUGUUCUAGAAUCAAUCCGUGCCGAUGCUGUAAAAUCUACUUUCGCAUCCGAUGCGAUUGCUGCUAAGGUGACACCACUUCUCAAUUCACUUUGGAAGAAUUCUGUUCAUACAGUGGCAUCAGGCACAUCAUCGUAUACACUAAAAAGUAUUGUCAGUAUUUUUUGUGGUAUCUAUCCUCUGAAUGUUAAUUUUCUCAAAGAAGCAAAUUCAGAAAAUUUCUUAGAUGAAAAAUGUUUACCUGAACUACUUCGUGAGACUUUUCGAACGAAAAACAAUCAAUCAGCAUUUCGUUCAGCCUUCUUUACAGCAGCUCGUGAUGAUUUCGAUCAUCAGAAAGAUUUAUUUAACAAGCUUAAAUUUGAUACCACGAUUAAUGGUUUUGAUAUUUAUGAAGAGGUAGGAUAUGUUCCCGAUCUUGGGAUGUUUGGCCCUGCUGAUUCAUAUAUUUUACCUCUAAUGUGGAAAUGGAUUGAUAAUAAUUUGGCAGAAAAACAAACAAAACAUUUGAUGAUCANUGAGAUGUUGGCCGACUCAAACGGUCUUUCCUUUCUCGAAUUAUGGGUUUCACAAGGGACAUGA
Rotaria sp. Silwood2 is the source of this 657-nucleotide messenger RNA. Lineage: Eukaryota; Metazoa; Rotifera; Eurotatoria; Philodinida; Philodinidae. The record is from the annotation of a GenBank genome assembly.